AAUGGGUAGUGUGUCAAACUCCUUAGACGUUCAUGUGUUGACCUUAUAUUUUUCCUCUAAUAUUUUAUGAAAUUUCACAAGAAUGGAUAUUCCGGAUAUUGAAAUUAAGGAAGAAAAUGAUGAUUUUGGUUCUAUUGUUGUGAAAGAGGAGUACAAUUAUUAUAAUUAUGCUGAAGAACCACAAAAUAAUGCUGUUUAUGAUGCAAAUGGAAUUAAUUUCAUUAAAACUGAAAAGGAAGAUGAAGAACCGGAAGAAAUCAAAGAGGAAUUAGUACAGUUUGAGAUUACAGAAAUCUCUCCAGAGAAGAGCUUGCGUCCUUUAGACCACGUAUGCUCAGUUUGUGAUGAGCGAUUUUCAACCAAGUCAUCAAUGCUACUUCAUAGAGUUAAUCAUUUUGGACAGGAUUACUUCUACUGUGCGCAUUGUACUAAAAAAUUCUUAGAGAAGAAAAGAUUGGAAGCACACCUUGCCACUCACAGGAGAACUGGUUGCAAAAUAUGUCGGAAAGUAUUUAAAAAUUCAACAGCUUUGGAAAAUCACAUGGACAAUGAGCAUCAAAUUUACAAAUGCCGUCUGUGCAGAACAACUUUCCCGAGAAAAUGUAGAUUAAUUCAACACAUGAAAACAACGCACAAAGAGGAACGGAAUAAGCUGGGAAUUUACCAGAUUCUCUAUAAAUGCACAAUGUGUAGUAUAAACUUCGAAGGCAAGAAGGAUCUCCUUCAUCACCACACUAAGCACCAUGUAGGUCCUACAAAGCCAUUCAAGUGCCUCUACUGCGAAAUGGUUUUCACUACUUUCGGAUAUAUUGAAGCUCAUGUCUUUAAGAAUCAUCGUGGGCUGCCUAUUGAUGCAAUUGAAUUUCCAAUCUUAUGUUCCAUUUGCAAAAUGAGUUUUAAUAACUUGGAACAACUUAAGGAACAUUCAAGUGCACACACACUUGAUACCAUCUAUUCAUGUGGAUUUUGCAAAGAAAAAUUUUAUAGUGAAGAUAAAAUAAAACAUCAUGUUGCUACAUUCCACGAAAAGAAACAGCUGCCUAAGGGAUUUCCAGAAAUUUGGAAAAUGUUCAGCUGCCCAACAACAGGAAGAACGUACUAUGCGCACUGUCUACGAAAGAAAACCGAAGAAGUGCCAAAGAAUCGUUGUGGACCUACCUUCACAUGCCCAAUUUGUUUUCGUAAAUUCUGCAAAGAAGGAACUUUCAAUAAUCACAUUACCAAACAUACAAGGGAGCACGAAGAUAAUCCUGCUGAUGGUGUUACGAAAUCAGAAGUUUACAUGAGGAAUGGAAAGAGUAAAGUUUUCUUCAAGUGUCGAUUGUGCAAUAGGAUGUACACCACCAGAGAUGAAGUGAUGAAGCAUGAAAAGUGCCAUGAAGAAUACAAAAACUUGGAUCGUGUGAAUUCCCUCUAUCUUCUACUGAAAAAAGCAAAUUCCGUCAAAACCAUCGUCAGGAGCAACAAUGCAACUACGGUAUCAACUAAGGCUCAAACUAGCACAAUAGUUAAUUCUACGGGCGUGACUACGAUAAAGAAUGAAGUCAUUGAUUGCUAAAAAGUAAGGUUUUGGAUGAUUUUGGGAGAGAAAUAUAUUGAGGUGCGCCUUAUUCUUAAUACAAA
This is a messenger RNA of Lutzomyia longipalpis, 1623 nucleotides long. Its product is annotated as zinc finger protein 84-like. The coding region runs from base 83 to 1558 and encodes 491 amino acids. The transcript has 5 exons. The record is from RefSeq and is a predicted model, not a curated record. Gene Ontology annotation, molecular function: RNA polymerase II cis-regulatory region sequence-specific DNA binding; DNA-binding transcription factor activity, RNA polymerase II-specific. NCBI's taxonomy places the organism in Eukaryota, Metazoa, Arthropoda, Insecta, Diptera, Psychodidae. Gene Ontology annotation, biological process: regulation of DNA-templated transcription.